AUGCUGAAGGGUGAGGAUCAGAAGGAGGGCGGGUGCAGGCCGCCUCCGCCAGCAGCGAUCGCGCUGUCGGACAAGAAAUCUGAAGCUCGGGACCCGCCGGGAACCCAGGAGUCGGAGGGAGAAGAGGUGGGAGCAGUGGAUGGGAAGAGGGAGAGCAGCCUGUGCGUGGGGCGGAGUACAGGGGACCGCUCGCUCUGCGAGUUCUUGCCAUUCUGA
Rangifer tarandus platyrhynchus (Svalbard reindeer) is the source of this 216-nucleotide messenger RNA. Lineage: Eukaryota; Metazoa; Chordata; Mammalia; Artiodactyla; Cervidae. The record is from the annotation of a GenBank genome assembly.